Messenger RNA from Cercospora beticola, 839 nucleotides. It is a transcript of the gene RPL38, whose product is annotated as 60S ribosomal protein eL38. Lineage: Eukaryota; Fungi; Ascomycota; Dothideomycetes; Mycosphaerellales; Mycosphaerellaceae. Gene Ontology annotation, cellular component: ribosome; cytosolic large ribosomal subunit. The record is from RefSeq and is a predicted model, not a curated record. Gene Ontology annotation, biological process: translation; protein-RNA complex assembly. Gene Ontology annotation, molecular function: structural constituent of ribosome.
CGAGUGUGGAGGGUUUGAGAGGACAGCAACGUCAAGACAUCACCAAUUCACCCUCACGUCGCCAUUCACACCGCCGCAACCAUGCCUCGCGAAGUCACCGACAUCAAGAGCUUCAUCGAGAUCUGCCGUCGCAAGGAUGCUUCCUCUGCGCGGAUAAAGAAGAACCGCAGCGCCGGUAUCAACCAGACCAAGUUCAAGGUCCGCUGCCAGAGACACCUCUACACUCUCGUGCUCAAGGACAACGACAAGGCCGAGAAGCUGAAGCAGUCGCUUCCUCCGGGGCUCUCCAUCUCCGAGACGCCAAAGAAGAACGCCCGUGGCAAGCGUGUCGCCAAGUCUUCGUAGAUGUUUCGAGCAUGAGCGGGAAUUGAAGGAGGCAUUGGCGUUCUACGGAAAUGGCAGCAUGAGAUGAAUGGCAUAUUUGCGAAGCUCCGGAAUCAUCGGAGCCGCGCGAAUCAAGAGCUAGAAAUAUGAGCAAACCAAUGAGUUAGGCCACAUGAAAUGGCAAUGGCGACUUCAACCCGUGAUCACCAUACGCCUUGAUUUCUUUCUGGUCUGAGUUGCCGAAUGGAAGCGGCGAGCAUGCCGACUAGGGAAGUGCAAUUGCGGACGGACUACAAGUGCCUCAGCUUCCGAAAUGCUGACCGCACCUUACAACCCGUCCUAGAUUGAGCGCGAGCGAAGAGGCCUCUGACAUUGCGCCUACGAAGACACGGGCGACAAUGAUCGAAUAACCUCUUACAAACUUCUGAUUUUGAGCACAGCCACACGAAUUACCUGCAGCGUACGAUCAUCGUCUAGAGCACUAUCCGGCUCCGUAUGCUGCCGACACAGACGAA